AUCUGUUUCCUUCAUCAAACUUCCCCCUCAAACAAUCCCAAACCCUACCCCAAUUCAAUUCUCAAGUACCAUUCCGUAGCUCAAUCUUGAUUUACGCCCGAAUCCCUUAUUCUUCUUUUCUCGCUCCGAUCAUCGGUAAGUCCUCGAAUUCGGAAUUCAUUUUCUUUACUCAACCUAUAUGCCUGUCUCAAGGCUAGGGUUUCAAGGGUUUUAUCCCUCAUUCUGAAAUUCUAGUAUUGGUUUAAUUUCUGGGUCAUUUUCCUUUUUAAAUAUUUGAUGUGAGAUGACAAGGGUUUCGAGUAAUUUUUUGUAUGGUACUAAAAAUCCCAAAUUUUGUGGGAUUUUUAAUGGGUUUUGCUUUAUUGUUUUACUCUUUUUGUUCUACAACCGGGUAGAUUUUAUAAGGGGUCCUCGUUUUAGGCAAUCAUCCUCUUUUAUUGAUUAUGAUGGGUAUGAGAGACCUGUUUUUGGUUAUAAAAUGAGUCAUGUAACUGUGAUCCGUCGAGGAGUAAGUGAAAUUGGCGAUAAUUCGACGAAUGUAGCUGAUGGGCGUGAUCAAGAGAGCAGUUUAAGUGUAAACGAUGCUGCCCUGUGUAGUGGAUUGCUUAAUCAUGUGGGAUAUGCGAAUGAAUGUGAGUACUUGAAGGCAAACCCACAAUGUUCAUCAGACGGAUUCUUUGAUUAUGUUAAGUUCUUUUAUUGUUCUUGUGGGGAAUUCAGAAUAUUGGGUUAUUUGGUGUUGGGUAUUUGGCUAGCUGCGUUGUUUUAUCUAUUGGGUAAUACAGCGGCUGAUUACUUCUGCUGUUCGUUGGAGAAACUUUCUGCUCUCUUGAAGCUUCCUCCAACUGUUGCUGGGGUGACACUUCUUCCAUUGGGGAAUGGAGCUCCAGACGUUUUUGCAAGUAUAGCUGCCUUUGUGGGAAUUGACACAGGGGAAGUGGGCUUGAAUAGUGUGCUUGGAGGUGCAGUGUUUGUUACUUGUGUUGUUGUUGGGAUCGUCUCCCUCAUUGUGGCAGAGAAGGAAGUUCAGAUUGAUAAAAGGUGCUUCAUUAGAGAUAUAUGUUUUUUCCUUUUCACUCUCAUGGCACUUUUGAUUAUAUUGAUAAUUGGUAAGGUGAGUGUUGGGGGUGCCAUCGCAUUUGUCUUGAUAUAUGUGAUUUAUGGGUUUUCUGUUGCCGCAAAUGAGAUUUUGAGGAAGCAAGCACAGAGGUUUAAAUUGGAUUCUGUAACGCCAUUGCUUCCUGUCCGAGGUAGUAUAUUUUCACAUGGUGGUGAAGAGGACAUUCCUUUACAUGUUUCUCUCCUUGACAUGGAUACUGGAGAUGAUCCACCCCAACUCCAUAGUUCUCUACCACAGUGGAUGUGGGCUUCAAAUGUGGCAAUAUACUCUAACCACUUCAUGAAGGUCAGCAUGGCUGAUGAAGAAAGGCCUCCAUUGGGCUGGACUGAAGAGGGCACAGAAACUGAUGAAUCGAAAUUCUCAUGUUCAAAAGUAAUUUCGUUAUUGGAGUUGCCAUUGACAGUGCCAAGACGGUUAACUGUUCCACUAGUUGGGGAAGCGAUGUGGUCAAAGCCGUAUGCUGUAGCAAGUGCUUCAUUGGCUCCUAUUCUCUUGGCAUUUCUGUGGAGUAGGGAUUCUCAGGGACAAGUGGCAGUAUAUUUCAUUGGAGUUGCAGUUGGUUGCUCUCUGGGUAUUCUUGCAUAUCGGCAUACUCAAUCUGAUCAUCCACCUAGAAAGUUUUUAAUUGCAUGGGUAUUAGGGGGAUUUUUUAUGAGUAUCGUCUGGUUUUACAUGAUUGCUAAUGAGCUUGUUGCUCUCCUGGUGACAUUUGGUCUGAUUUUUGGAAUCAGUCCAUCCAUUCUUGGAUUAACUGUAUUGGCAUGGGGCAAUUCAAUGGGAGAUCUGGUGUCAAAUAUUGCACUGGCAAUGAAUGGUGGAGAUAGUGUACAGAUUGCCUUGUCUGGAUGUUACGCUGGCCCCAUGUUCAACACACUUGUUGGUUUGGGUAUCUCAAUGCUGCUUGGAGCCUCGUCAAAGAGACCUGCUUCAUACAUGGUUCCGCAAGACAGCAGCCUGUUUUACACCAUGGCAUUUCUCAUGUCAGGACUAAUCUGGGCACUCAUAGUUUUGCCUCGAAAUGAAAUGCGUCCGAGCAAGGCAUUAGGAGUGGGCCUUAUAUCCCUCUAUUUGAUGUUUCUGUUUGUCCGGGUGAGCACUGCUAUGGGAUUUGUAUCAUUGUUUGGUUUAAGUUGAUUUUAUGUCUGGGGCUUGUUUACACCCUGUGAUGUAAGGAUCUUUAGAUCAAUUAGCUCAAUUAGCUCAAUCAUUUAUUAGCGACAUGAACAAGUCAGCUGCAGCGGCUUGGAAAUAGCUGCUUGUAUAUCCAGGCAUAAUGUAUACCUACUUGAGAAGGAGAAUCUGAUGUUAAACAUACUGCUGACCCCAAAUAAAUAGUGGAGAUAUCUGUUUUCACACGCGUUCUAUAAAUUCAGCUGCAGAUC
This is a messenger RNA of Rubroshorea leprosula, 2502 nucleotides long. The record is from the annotation of a GenBank genome assembly. NCBI's taxonomy places the organism in Eukaryota, Viridiplantae, Streptophyta, Magnoliopsida, Malvales, Dipterocarpaceae.